This is a messenger RNA of Orycteropus afer afer, 828 nucleotides long. RefSeq names its product synaptonemal complex central element protein 1 like (gene SYCE1L). Gene Ontology annotation, cellular component: synaptonemal complex. The record is from RefSeq and is a predicted model, not a curated record. NCBI's taxonomy places the organism in Eukaryota, Metazoa, Chordata, Mammalia, Tubulidentata, Orycteropodidae. Gene Ontology annotation, biological process: synaptonemal complex assembly. The coding region runs from base 1 to 828 and encodes 275 amino acids. The transcript has 10 exons.
AUGGCGGGUAGGUUGGACCCUUUGAAAAUGGAGCUGCUGGGAGCCGUGGACGAGGAUGAGGAGGCUGAAGGACAGGACAGGUCUCCGAAGAAGCCCGAGGACUUGCUGGCAAUGGUGAAGAAGCUGCAGAAAGAGGGGAGCCUGGAGCCGCAGAUUGAGGACCUCAUUAACCGGAUUCACGAGCUGCAGCAAGCAAAAAAGCAAGCCAGCGAGGAACUGGGAGAGGCCCGCACGCUCUGGGAGGCCCUGCACAGGGAAUUAGACUCACUGAAUGGUGAGAAAGUGCACCUAGAGGAGGUCCUGAGCAAGAAACAAGAGACACUGAGGAUCCUGCAGCUGUACUGUCAGGAGAAGGAAAGUGAGGUCCACAGGUACGAGGUCCUGCCCCAGCUGGAGGAGCUGAUGGGCCCGCACAAGGACCUCUGGGAAUUCCACAUGCUGGAGCAGCGACUGGUCCGGGAGAUCCGUACCCUGGAAAGCAGCAAGGUGCAGCUGCUUACCGAGGAGAUGCUGGUGCAGGCGAAGCUGGAGGAAGUGGGGCGGCGGCUGCCCUCGCCGCCCGAGGUCGUGGGCGACCCACCGGUGAAUGGCAGGCCCCUCCUGCGCGGCCAGGAGGCCACAGCCGUGGGGCUGAAGGGGGCGCUGGACCAGCUCGAGGGCCAGGUCCCGGCCGUCGCGCAGAGCGCCCCGGAGCGGGAGGCCGGCGGCGAAGGAGACGUGGGCAGCGGGGGCACGGGGCGCGCGGGCGGGGUGUCCCCGGAGGCGUCUGAGAAGAGGGGUCUGUGGGGAGACCAACGGCCGGCAGAGCUGCCCCCGCCGCCCCGCUAG